Messenger RNA from Lampris incognitus (smalleye Pacific opah), 396 nucleotides. RefSeq names its product islet amyloid polypeptide. The transcript is spliced from 3 exons. The record is from RefSeq and is a predicted model, not a curated record. Lineage: Eukaryota; Metazoa; Chordata; Actinopteri; Lampriformes; Lampridae. Gene Ontology annotation, cellular component: extracellular region. The coding region runs from base 1 to 396 and encodes 131 amino acids. Gene Ontology annotation, molecular function: hormone activity.
AUGUUCCACCUGAGGCUGCCGGUGCUUCCCCUCAUGCUGCUUCUACUGCUGCACUAUGUUGCCACCUCCCCGAGCUACAGGUACUUCAGUCCAUCCUCAUCCAGUGAACAGGAACGCCUGCCCCCAGAAAGCGAGGGUUGGCUUGUGCCUGAACUUGUUUCAAAUCUCUUUCUCAGCUUGAUGCGUGUGAGGCCCCACAGAGAACUCACUGAUCAACAUAGUCACCAAAUAGAGAAGCGGAAGUGCAACACAGCCACCUGUGUGACCCAAAGACUAGCAGACUUCCUGGUUCGCUCUAGCAACACCGUUGGAACAGUCUACACCCCAACCAAUGUAGGGGCUUCUACCUAUGGCAAGAGGGACCUGCUACAACCUCCCAGCUACGUCACUCUCUAG